UAAUUUUCAGGUGGUUGAUUUAGGGUUUUUGAUCAUCACGCAAAGAAUUGAAGUUUUAAUCGGCAUUGCUGAAGAAGAAAGGAAGGAAUUAAAGAUGAGGCCGAUACUGAUGAAAGGGCACGAGAGGCCUCUCACGUUUCUCAAGUACAAUCGUGACGGCGAUUUGCUCUUCUCCUGCGCCAAGGACCACGAUCCCACCGUCUGGUUCGCCGACAACGGAGAGCGCCUCGGCACUUACCGCGGUCACAAUGGCGCUGUUUGGACCUGCGACAUCUCCAGGGAUUCCACAAGGCUUAUAACUGGAAGUGCUGAUCAGACUGCAAAGUUAUGGGAUGUCAGAACAGGAGCUCCGCUCUUCACCUUCAAUUUUGAUUCACCAACGAGGUCUGUUGAUUUUGCCGUUGGUGAUAAGCUUGCAGUCAUAACAACAGAUCCUUUCAUGGGAUUGCCCUCUGCUAUUCACAUCAAACAUAUAGCUAUAGAUCCAGAAGACCAGAGUGGUGAAUCCCUUCUAACUCUUAAGGGGCCACAGGGAAGAAUAAAUAGAGCAGUUUGGGGACCUCUAAAUAGGACCAUCGUAAGUGGUGGUGAAGAUUCAGUAAUUCGUGUGUGGGAUUCUGAGACAGGAAAGUUGCUGAAUGAGUCUGACAAGGAUGAAGGCCAUAAAAAAACUAUUACAUCACUAGCAAAGGCAGUUGAUGGUUCCCAUCUUCUCUCGGGUUCAUUGGAUAAGUCGGCAAAGCUUUGGGAUUCAAGAACAUUAAAACUUGUCAAAACCUACGUGACAGAACGGCCUGUAAAUGCAGUUGCAAUGUCUCCACUUCUUGAUCAUAUUGUGCUUGGAGGUGGUCAGGAUGCAUCAUCUGUUACCACAACUGAUCAUCGUGCUGGAAAGUUUGAAGCCAAAUUCUAUGACAAGAUCCUUACCGAAGAAAUAGGAGGUGUAAAGGGCCAUUUUGGACCUAUCAAUGCCUUGGCGUUCAAUCCGGAUGGCAGGAGUUUCUCGAGCGGAGGGGAAGAUGGCUAUGUUAGGUUGCACCAUUUUGAUCAAGAUUACUUCAACAUCAAGAUUUGAGCAUGAAGAGUUCCGCUCUUGCUAGUUUCAUCUACACAUUUGAUUACUACUCGGUGUAUGAUGAAAUUUUGGAAUAUUGUUGGCAUCUAACACUUUUACUGAGGGAUAGACAUCAGACAUGUACGAGAUUAUCACAAAUUUUGUCCAUUUUUCUAUUAAUAAUAUUUAUAGGUCAUUAAUUUUGAAAAUA
Messenger RNA from Salvia hispanica, 1265 nucleotides. Its product is annotated as eukaryotic translation initiation factor 3 subunit I-like. Gene Ontology annotation, cellular component: eukaryotic translation initiation factor 3 complex, eIF3m; cytoplasm. Gene Ontology annotation, biological process: cytoplasmic translational initiation. The record is from RefSeq and is a predicted model, not a curated record. Gene Ontology annotation, molecular function: RNA binding; protein binding; translation initiation factor activity. NCBI's taxonomy places the organism in Eukaryota, Viridiplantae, Streptophyta, Magnoliopsida, Lamiales, Lamiaceae.